AUGAAGUGGCAGUAUACUUUGCUGCUCCUAUUUUUUAUAUUAAAGUCAACAUAUUCAUCUAAUAAUGAUGGUAAAUUAGUAAUCACAUCAUUGGUUGCUCAAUGGAAUCAUACUUCUUUUAUUGCUGAGAUUGCAGAAUUUAUUGGAAAAGAAGAUCCUACAUUAUUUUUUAAAUAUAUUGAUUUAUUAACAGAAAAAAAUGAUAUUAAUAUUGAUAAUCUUGAGAAAGAAUAUGAAGUAGGAAUUAAGUUGGCUGGAGAAAUACUUUCAGAAAGCAGACUAGAUUUAUUAAAACUUUCUCUUUCAUUAAGAGUUGCAUCACCUGCAAUAGAAUUAUUUCAAAAAUUAGGUAAAGAAAAAAUUGAUGGAAAAAAUUGUAUUGCUUUUGUUGAAAUUGGUGAUAAGUUUAUAUGUUCUGCUAAUGAAUUGGAAGAAAUUUUUACAAAUGGUAAUAAUCUUAAUGCUGAAACUUAUUCUAUUGAUCAUAUUUUUUAUUCAAAAAAGAUAAGAAAUAAUGAGAUUAUUGGUACUAUUAUCUUGUAUGGAAAUUACGCAAGUAAAGAAUUUGGUCAAUUAUAUAAUAUUUGUAAAAAAGCUUCAAAAAAUGGAAAAAUUAAUUUUGCUGUUAGAUUUUAUGAUAGUCAAGAAAAACCAGAUGCAAUGCCUGUUUCACUUUCUGGUUAUGGAGUUGAACUUUCAAUUAAGAAUACAGAAUAUAAGGCAAUUGAUGAUAGUAAUGAAAAAAAAGAUAAUUUUGAAGAUGAUUUACCAGAAUUGAAUGAUGUUCAAGGAUUUAAUUUUAAUAUUUUAAAGAAAAAACAUGUUGAUCUUGUGGAACAACUUAAACAACUUAAAGUUUUCUUAGCAGAAUCUGAUGAAUUAACUCCUUUAAAACAAUGGGAGGUACAGGAUAUUUCUUUUCAAGCAGCUCAAAAAGUUUUUAACGAGCCUAAUGCAGAAGCUGCCAUUGAAACAUUAGUUGAUAUUUCUCAAAAUUUUCCAAUACGUGCAAGAUCUAUAUCCCAAGUAGCAGUUGAUCCAAAAUUAAGAAAAGAAGUACAGGAAAAUCAAGAAAGGUUAAAUGAUGAAUUCGAAAUUAGUCCGGGUGAAAAUAGUAUAUUUAUAAAUGGUAUAAAUAUUGAUGCAGAUUCUCUUGACAUUUAUAGUUUAUUAGAUACUCUUAAACAAGAAGAAACACUUGCAAAUAGUUUUUAUGAAAUGGGUUUUCGACGAGAAUAUCUUAGUUUAUUGUUUAGUUUAGAUUUCUCUGAAAGUAAAGAAUCUUUUGCAGUUGAUUUUCGGGAAGCUUUUCCAGAAUAUAUUAAUAAUCUUGAUAAAGAUCCUGAAUAUAAAAGAAUGGGAAAUUCAGUUAAACUUAUGCUUCAACCAUACUUUCCAGGAAUGAUAAGGCCUAUUGCUAGAAACUUUUUCAAUCUUAUAUUUGUUGUUGAUCCUGGAAAGGUUGAUCAAAUUGUUUUAUUAAAAAUUGCUCAUUCAUUUUAUUCACAUCAAAUACCACUAAGAAUUGGUAUUAUAUUUGAUGUUUCUAAUGAAGAUGAUGUUAAUGGAAUGAAUGAUAUUGGUGUUGCUGUUGUUAAUUUUUACAAUUAUGCUAAAUCAGAAAAAAAUGCUGCUAAAGCUUUAAAUCUUUGUAUGAAAAUGUUUGACAGUCUUAUGGAUGAUCUUACUAUUGAAAAUAUUCAUAAAUUCUUUAAAAAAAAUUUUAAGGAUGUUGAAAUAGAUGAAGUUUUUGGUAAAGAUUCAGAUUACAAUCAAGGAAGAGCCACAGGAAGAUCAUGGAUUAUUAGAAGUGGUUUAGGAAAAUCACCUAAAGUUUUAUUAAAUGGUGUAGUUUUUGAUCAAAGUAGUUUGUCUGCUGAUAAAAUUGAAGAAGCUGUUAUGAAUGAGGUUAGCAAACAAACACCAUAUAUUCAAAAAGCUGUUAUGAAUGGUAAACUUACUGAUAAGGAUAAUGUAAUGAAUUGGAUAAUGUCAAGACCAACUGUUUUGUCAAGAUUAAACAAUAGAAUUUUAAAUAAUGGUGGAGAAUAUUUAAAAAUGACAAAUGUAAUGCCAUGUAAAGUUAAGAAUGUUAAUGAGUUUAACAAAUUAAGUGAUGUAGAAAAAACUCAGUGUAUUAUCACUAAGAUGAAAUAUUUUACUAGAAGUGAUGUUGAAAGUACGAAACCUUUAACAAUAUGGCUUGUUGGUGAUAUGGAACAAUUUGAAUCUCGUGAAAUGCUAAGAAACGCCUUAAAAUUUUUAAAAAAGAGUAAAUUUUCUAGAAUUGGUCUUAUAAAUAAUCCUAAAGAUGGAAUGAAAAACUUUGGAAAAGUCACAAAAAUAAUAAACAGUAUAAUUAGAUUGCUUCCACAAAAUAUAAUUAAACAAAUAUUACCAAAAAUUUUAGCUGAAUCUGUUAUUAAAAAAAUUGAAAAUGAUCAAUUUUCGAUAGAUGAGUUUGCUGUGAAUGGUAUGUCAACUGAUAAUUUCAAUAAAGAAGCUAAACUUUUAUCUAAUGAACAAUUGAAAUUUGAAGUUAGUUAUGCUAAAUCAGUUUUAAAUCUUAAUCAUGGUGACAGAAAAUACAUUGUAAAUGGUAAAUCAUAUGGUACACUAGAAGAAAAGGAAAUUGUUGAAGUCGAUGAUUUUGAUCUUCUUGAAAAAAUGGCUAUAUCAAAAGGUGCUAACAAAGUAGCUUCUCAAAUCGAUAGAUGGGGUGUUGAAAAAGAUAAUGGAAAAAGUAGUGAUGUUGUUAUGAGAAGUAUCUCUGUUAUUGGUAAUUCUAAUACAAAAAAAACACGUCAUUGGGUUGUUUUGGCUAAUGAUCAAAAAUCAGUUGUUCAUUCAAUUUCUCAAGAUGAUAAAAAAGCAGUACUUGAUAUAAUUGUUGUUACAGAUCCCUUAACUAAAGGUGCUCAAAAAUUAAGUGCCAUCCUAAAACUUAUACUUAGAUCAUGUAAUGCUGACUUAAAAAUUGUUUUAAAUCCUCAAGAUAAAUUAAGUGAACUUCCUUUAAAACGAUUCUAUAGAUUUGUUGCUGAUCAAGAAAUUUCAUUUACAACAGAUGGAAAAGUUAUAUCUCCUGUUGCUGUAUUUGAGAAUUUACCAAAAAAACAAUUAUUAACAUUGAAUGUAAUAUCACCAGAUUCUUGGAUGAUACAACCAAUCUUUGCAGAGUACGAUCUUGAUAAUAUAAAAAUGGAAAGUGUCGAAAAAAAUAUUGUUGCUAAGUUUGAAUUAAGAAAUAUACUUCUUGAAGGCCAUUGUUUUGAUGAUAUAACGGGUUCACCACCAAGAGGUUUACAAUUUGAAUUAUCAAAUUACAAUAGAAAAAUAAAAUAUGAUACUAUUGUAAUGGCUAAUUUAGGUUAUUUCCAAUUAAAAGCAAAUCCAGGAAUAUGGAACUUAGAGUUACGCCAAGGAAGAAGUGAAGAAGUAUAUAAUAUUGUUGAGCAUAAAAAUACAGAAAGUCAAAAUGGAUCAAUUGUAAAAGUAAUGGUGGAUUCUCUUCCAGGAAGAGUAAUAAAAAUAAAAGUUUCUAAAAAAGCAGAUAAAUUAGAAGAAAAUCUUUUGUCUGAUGACAAAGAUAGUUAUGAAGAUGAUGACGAUGAAGAAAAUUCAAUUUGGUCAUCAGUUACAAAAUAUGUUAGUGGUGAGAAGUAUGAUGAAAUUAAUAUUUUUUCUUUGGCCUCAGGGCAUAUGUAUGAACGUUUGAUGAGAAUAAUGAUGGUAUCUGUUAUGAAGCACACGAAACAUCCUGUUAAAUUUUGGCUUUUAAAUAAUUAUGUUUCACCACAAUUUCGUAAUUCACUUGAACCAAUGGCAAAGAAGUAUGGUUUCAGUUAUGAAUUAGUUGAAUAUAAAUGGCCUCGUUGGUUACAUAAACAAACUGAAAAACAAAGAAUCAUGUGGGGUUAUAAGAUUCUAUUUUUAGAUGUACUUUUCCCACUUCAUGUUAAAAAAAUUAUUUUUGUUGAUGCUGACCAAAUUGUUAGAACUGAUUUAAUGGAACUUAUGAAUUUUGAUCUAAAUGGAGCUCCAUAUGGUUAUACACCAUUUUGUGACAACAAAAAAGAAAUGGAUGGUUUUAGAUUUUGGAAAACAGGAUAUUGGGCAAAUCAUCUUGCCGGAAGAAGAUAUCAUAUUUCUGCUUUAUAUGUUGUGGAUCUUGUUAAAUUCAGAAAAAUUGCUGCUGGAGAUAGAUUAAGAGGACAGUAUCAAGGAUUAAGUGCAGAUCCAAAUAGUUUGGCUAAUCUUGACCAAGAUUUACCUAAUAAUAUGAUUCAUCAGGUUAAAAUAAAAAGUUUACCACAAGAAUGGCUUUGGUGUGAAACAUGGUGUGAUGAAAAAUCAAAGAAGAAUGCUAAAACAAUUGAUUUGUGUAAUAAUCCUCUUACAAAAGAGCCAAAAUUAGAUGCUGCACGAAGAAUAGUUCCAGAAUGGAUUGAAUAUGAUGAAGAAAUCAGAGAAUUAUUGGAAAAAAAUAAAAUAUCCAAUUUAGUUAAAGAAAAUGAAGAUAAAAAUAAAAAUACCCACAGUGAAUUGUAA
Messenger RNA from Strongyloides ratti, 4551 nucleotides. Its product is annotated as UDP-glucose:glycoprotein glucosyltransferase 1. Gene Ontology annotation, molecular function: UDP-glucose:glycoprotein glucosyltransferase activity. Lineage: Eukaryota; Metazoa; Nematoda; Chromadorea; Rhabditida; Strongyloididae. Gene Ontology annotation, cellular component: endoplasmic reticulum. The transcript has a single exon. Bases 1 to 4551 code for a protein of 1516 amino acids. The record is from RefSeq and is a predicted model, not a curated record.